Messenger RNA from Mercurialis annua (annual mercury), 3024 nucleotides. RefSeq lists its product as uncharacterized. Lineage: Eukaryota; Viridiplantae; Streptophyta; Magnoliopsida; Malpighiales; Euphorbiaceae. Gene Ontology annotation, molecular function: catalytic activity; RNA binding. The record is from RefSeq and is a predicted model, not a curated record. The transcript is spliced from 6 exons. Bases 1 to 3024 code for a protein of 1007 amino acids.
AUGAAACUUUGCCACGUAAGCCAACAAAUUUCGAACACCAAAUCCCUUCCCCGCAAUCACCAACCCCUCGGAAACGUGGUUUACUUUGAAGAUUAUCCUGAUCACUGGUUCUACUCUGAUCUUCAACGUGCUUUUGAGAAGUUUGGAGUUUUUGGUAAGGUGAUUAUCACGAGACGAAGGAACAGAAGCAACAAGAGGUUCGGAUUUUUGCACAUAGAUGGAAAGUCUUCUAUCAUGGAGACUGUUAACAGAUUGAAUACGGUCAAUAUUGGUUCUCAUAAGAUUAGGGCUUUCGUUUCCAAAUUUCCGAAACCCUUUUUCCCUGGAGCUUCUUCUAGGGCUGAUACGAAUAGACAUGUUCAUGUUCCAAAACCUAUCCCGUCUGCUAUAGAUUCCAUCAGAGAUUCACGUUCUUAUGCCAAUGUUGUUUUAAACAAACCUAUUCAUUACAAUACACCAGUUGUAACAGAUGAGGUUUUCAGUUUGAUUGCUUCUGUGAAACGGUUGUCAGAUGUGUUAUCUGUGGAUUCAUUCCUUUUGAGUCAAGGAAUUAAUUUUACCUCAAGUUCUUUGUUGGGAGGUUCGUUUGUUCUUUUGAAUUUUGAAAACCCGGUCCACCUUGACAGCUUUCGUUUAAAAUCAUCGAUUUUAUUCCCAGAAUUCUUUGAUAAAUUGUUGCCCUGGGAUAAAACGUUUGUUGCAAAAGAACGUUUUGCAUGGGUCACUUUUAGGGGUAUUCCUUUACAAGCAUGGAAUGAUGAUUUCUUUAUGAUCAUGGGAAAUCAAUUUGGAAAGGCUGUUUACCCCCUUAAUCUGAAGGAACGAAUGGAUGUCGGAUCAGUCUUGAUUUCAACUUCCUUAUCCUCAAUUGAUUGCACGUUGCUUGUUUUUAUUAAUGGAAAAGAAUUCUUUAUUCAGGCAAAGGAAACAGAUAUGCCCAUGAUUUUCUCGAACAAUCAGAUGGAGUCAUCAUCUGUCCACAACUCUUCAGAAUCUGAGCCAGAUAUUUCAGCAAGUCAUCGCAAAUUGACAGCAGAAUCAGCAGAAAAAUUGACUACUCAACCUCAUCUGAAAUCUGCUCCGUCCAGCCCUGUUUUUAUUUUGCACAAGUCAAAGGAUACCCAGCAAUCUUAUUCCCACAUGGAUAACAUUCAGAAUCAGGUUGAUAUCACAUCUCCUCCACCAGUUUUAGUCGAUAACGCUGUGUUAUCCAAGGAUUUGUUAACUCAUUCUUCAAGUCGGGAUCCAGAAGAAAUAAAUCAUAUUGUUAACACAGGCAGUCUUAUCUCAGCUGAACAGGAUACCAAGACAACAAAUACGAUUUCGGAUGGAGUGAUCAGAGGCUGUAAUCGUUUAAUUAACGGAGCUAAUCUCGCAGAACGAUUUGAUUCAGAAGCUAAAAAGACAUGGGCAGCAGGACUUGAAUUGGGAUUAUUUGAUCCACAGAAUGAGGAGCAAAUCGUAUCCUUAUUUUCUCAAGGCGGUUUAUCUUAUUCUAGGAAGCAGAGAUUUAUUCGUGCAUUAGUUUCUAAGAAUAAUCUGUCGAUCAUGGGAUUAUUAGAAACCAAAAAGGAAUUUUUUGAUGAAUUCAACAUUAGACGUUUAUGGCCUGACAUGGAUUUCGACUUUUGUUAUUCCCCUUCUCGUGGAGCUUCGGGAGGUAUUCUCUGUAUUUGGAAUAAAAAGUUGCUUUCUCCUGCUAAUAUUUUUAUUUCAGAUAGGUGGUUGUAUAUGGAUUUCGCUUGGGGCUCUCUUAAUGUCAGAAUCUUUCUUGUUUAUGCUAGUAAUUGUCCUAGGCAAAGGCUUUUGCUUUGGAAUGAUAUUCUUCCUCAUACUGCUACAGAUAGAUUAUGCAUUAUGGCAGGAGACUUUAAUGAAAUCCUGGACCCUUCAGAAAGGGUUAAUUGCGAGGGAUUUUCGAAUUCUAUGCGAGAAUAUGCUGAUUUUGUAGCUCGAUCCAAUCUCAUAGAGACUGCUCUUCAUGGUCGAUAUUUUACCUGGAAUAACAGUAUCUCGAGAUCCAAGAUUGAUAGGUGUUUUAUAUCUUCGAAUGCUUUUAUCUCUUGGCCUAAUCUUUUUCUGAAAGCUUUGCCGAAAACAUUUUCAGAUCAUGUUCCUCUUCUCUUCAGCUCUGAGGUUGCUAUGGAUUGGGGUCCAAAACCAUUUAAAUCUAUAAAUGCUUGGUGUGAGCAUUCAGAAUUUUAUUCUUUUAUAGAGCUUUCGUGGUGCGACUUGUUUGCUAAUCCUCAGAAUAGUUUGGUGUUUAAACUGAAAGAGCUGCGCAAACGCAUAAGAUCUUGGAAUAAGUCGGUCUUUGGUGACUUAAACCUCAAAAGUUCAAAUAUUCAGCGGGAUAUAGAGGCUCUUGAGAUUACAGCCGAUUCGCGUGUUCUCUUGGAGGAUGAAACAAUCCGGCUUUCUAGCCUUCACGCUGAAUUCAAUUCGGUUUCAUCACAUCUUGAAUCAUUGUGGUUACAAAAAUCAAGAAUGAACUGGAAUUUAUUUGGUGACAGGAAUUCUAAGUAUUUUCAUUCGGCUAUCAAGCAAAAUGUGCAUCUGUUCUACAAAAAGUUGUUCAAGAAGAAGUAUAGUCCUCCGCAUUAUCUUGAUUGUUUGCCUAUCAAGAAGCUCUCCAACGUUCAUUCUUCUUCUCUGACAGCUAUCUUCACAGAGGAGGAGGUCUAUUCUGCGCUUUCUAGUUGUGAUAGCAAUAAGGCCCCGGGACCGGACGGGUUUAAUUUCUUCUUUUAUAAAAAAGCUUGGAAUAUCUUAAUGGAGGACAUAAUAAAAUUUUUUCACAAUUUUCAUCAAAAGGGAGACUUUCCAACUGGAUUGAAUACAGCAUUUAUGGUUCUUUUGCCGAAAUUUGCAGGAGCUUCAGAUGUCUCAGAUUUUCGACCAAUAAGCUUGAUUAAUGGUAUUUUGAAACUGUUAUCAAAGGUCUUGGCUAUAAGACUAGCUCCUGUUCUUCCUAACAUCAUUUCAGAGAACCAAUUCGGAGACGCAGAGAACAAGCAUUCAUGA